Messenger RNA from Coprinopsis cinerea okayama7#130, 1302 nucleotides. RefSeq lists its product as hypothetical. The record is from RefSeq and is a predicted model, not a curated record. Gene Ontology annotation, molecular function: nucleic acid binding. Lineage: Eukaryota; Fungi; Basidiomycota; Agaricomycetes; Agaricales; Psathyrellaceae. The transcript is spliced from 5 exons. The coding region runs from base 1 to 1302 and encodes 433 amino acids.
AUGUCGCAAAAGUCCGAAUCCCCUAACAUUUCUCAACUCACGCAGCAAUUCAAUGACCUAGGCAUCCAAGGGGGAUUGGAGGAUAACUUUGACGAAGUCCGUCCUGGCGAUCCGAUUUCUUUGCUUCGGGGUAUCCGUCCGGUAACUUGUGCACAUGUUUCCAGUGCGCAACCCGUCACCGUCAGGAGCGGCGACAAGGAAGAAACAGCGUACAUCCUCGGCAAGAAGCCCUUCAAGCAUGUUGAUAUAGUCGCCAACAUCUUCGAUGUUGAGAAGGCUUCCAAUGGGCAGAUUGUCUACACCCUAAGCGACGAAACAGGGCAGGUGAAGGCCAGGGCAUGGGCCAGUGAAUACUUCAGAUACGUCAAUCCUUCCAGCCACCUGGAAUACGUUCGGGUGACAGGCGAACUUGAAACGUACAAUAAACGAAACAGUAUUCGAAUCAAGCAGAUCAGGGUGCUCGAAAACCCUCACGAGGUGUACCACCACCUACUCUCCAUACUCUUCUACAUUCAAGGCCGAUCUCUGACCGCAACCCAUACUAUCCCACAAGGACAGUCUCACACAGCAAAUAAUCGGGUUCCCAAACCUGCCUCUGCACAAGUGCCAAGGAACGAAAGACCACCUCCCAUUGACAACACCCCAGAGCCUCCCUCAUUUGCUGUAAGAGAAGCGGAGGAAGCCGACCACUCCUCGGACGACCAGUUCUUCUCGGAUGAGGGGGAGGACUGGGCCUCCAUUCUGAGCUCAGGGCCGGUUUCCUCGGGGCCCGCACAAACCCGGGGUCAAAUAAACCAUCCCAACAGCCCCAAGCAUCCACGGCAGGUCGGAGGGCAAUCCGUGCGAUCCCCUCGUCCAGAGGGACGCCAUGUCGCUCCUACACCCCCUCCGACUAUGGAAAGGUAUAACCAGACACGCCAAAGACAUCCGUCGCAUGCCGAAAGCCCAAGAUCCUCCACCACGCGGACGAGACCGCAGCCAUUAGUCACAUCCGAAUCACCAAGUGUUGGGGCGACACAGGGACGAAAAGCAUCGGGGAGGUUCAAAGCCCCAAGGGAAACAAAAAUGUCAGAAAUGCAAAAAUCCAUCCUCGUCCACCUUACGUGCCAUGCAGGCCGCGAAGAUGGAUGUCACGUUUCCGAGAUCGUGGAGGAUAUCUUCAAACAGUACCAACGCAAGGGCAUGACCGUCAACUUCAAGCCCAUCUUCAUUUCGGCGCUUGACGCGCUCGCAAGGGACGGAUACAUCUACACGACCAUCGACGACGAACACUAUACACGAAACUUUGAUACAUCCGAUUAG